UCCACGCCCACCUUGAAAGUUCCCCUCUCUUCACAGGAAGUGCGCUGACCAGUGCAGGAAUAAAAGCGGUGCUGAGGCCACCAUAUCGUCACUCUGCACAGCUCAGCGAACCUCAACCAUGAGACCUCUGCUGCUGGCUUUGCUUGGCCUCUGCUGCCUCGCCUCAUCCAUGGUGGAAGGUGUGGGGAGUGAAGUUCCAGAACAGAGUAUCUGUGUGAGUCUAACUACGCAGCCACUUCCAGUGAAUAGAAUCAGGACCUACACCAUCAAGGAAGGCCCCAUGAAAGCCGUAAUUUUUGUUACCAGACGUGGCUUCAAAAUCUGUGCUGAUCCAAAAGCCAACUGGGUGACAGCAGCAAUCAACAGCGUGGAUGGCAGGUCCAACACCAGAAGGCGCAUCGCCCAGACCAAGCCCACAGCAACCCAACAGACCACCAAGAGUGCUGUGACCCAGACUGCCUAGUGGCCCCUAGCACCUUGCCUUCUCCCAGCCAACCAGCCUGUUUCACUUGAAAGGCUUGUGGACUUAUUAGACUGUGUUCAUCUUCUAUGAAAGUGCUGCAUGAAUAAAAAUGUUUCCUUAUGUUUUA
Molecule: messenger RNA, 590 nt
Organism: Ochotona curzoniae (black-lipped pika)
Lineage: Eukaryota; Metazoa; Chordata; Mammalia; Lagomorpha; Ochotonidae
Product: lymphotactin-like
Exons: 3
Coding region: 119-463 (114 amino acids)
Biological process (GO): chemokine-mediated signaling pathway; neutrophil chemotaxis; cellular response to tumor necrosis factor
Cellular component (GO): extracellular region
Molecular function (GO): chemokine activity; CCR chemokine receptor binding
Source: RefSeq, a predicted model, not a curated record